GCUCCCUGGAGAUGUCCUUCAGGCUGCUGGGGGUCCUCCUGCUCCUCCUGCCAGGAGGUGUCCCGGAGGAGCCGAGGAGCAUCCAGCAAAGCCCGGGCGAGGUCUGGGCGCGUCCCGGGCAGGAGGUGAAGCUGAGCUGCCGCGGAGCUGGCUACGAGCCCUGGGCGAGCUGGUACAAGGAGCAGCCGGACGGAGCCUUGCGCAGGCUUCUCCUGCGCUCUGCUCCCUCCCCUCCCGGGCAAAGAUCCUCAGCGAGGAUGGAGAAGUUGGGCAGCUUCUCCCUCACCCUCAGCCCCGUGCGGAGGGAGGACUCCGGCGUUUAUUACUGCAGCUUCUUCUCCGCCGUCCGCGCCCGCUUCGGGGCCGGGACCAGGCUGAUCGUCACCGAUGCCACUCAGCCUAAGCUCUCCAUCCUGGUGCCCGCAGACUCGGAGGAGCCUGGGCAGCCCCCGGCCCACGUCCCCCUGCUCUGCCACCUCCGCGAUGUCCCUCCGGGCUGGCACACGGUGCAGUGGCAGCCCAGCGGGGCGGUGACAGCGGUGACAGCGGUGACUGUGGAUAAUCAGAGUGUCCCCAGCGCCUGGAGCAUCACCUGGCUCCCGGCCGAGCGCUGGGAUGGGACUGCAGCCUGCACGGCCACGGAGAACGGCACAGGCAGGAGCCUCCGCGCUGCCGCCGGGUCUGCAGCAGUGAGGCUCUGCAGUGUCCCAACUCUGCCAAACCCAGAAAGGAGGCCAAAAACCACCUAAAGAAAAGAGGAAAUUGGGGGAGUCCAUGGGGUGAGAGCUGCCAGGGAGGUGCUUGGCCACAGCUCACAGAGCCCCAUCAGAAAGCUGGGGAUCUGCCCCAGGGGUGGUUUGGCAACUUGCAGGAGCUUUGCCAAAAGCAGGAGGAGUUCUUGGGGGGCUUUGCUUGAAGCACCACCCCAGAGGGGAAGUAUUUUUCUUUGCUUUUCCAGGUUCUUGAGGAGAGUU
This is a messenger RNA of Pogoniulus pusillus (Red-fronted tinkerbird), 974 nucleotides long. Its product is annotated as immunoglobulin kappa light chain-like. The coding region runs from base 12 to 749 and encodes 245 amino acids. The transcript has 4 exons. NCBI's taxonomy places the organism in Eukaryota, Metazoa, Chordata, Aves, Piciformes, Lybiidae. The record is from RefSeq and is a predicted model, not a curated record.